AUGUGCCUCGCCAAAAACACCAUCUGGACCUGUCACCGAUGCGGAGUCAACAUCACCGACCCUGAAGAACCACCCGUCGAGUUUUGCUUCAGCGCCAUGAUAAGAGAAAAGUGCUCCCGCGCCUUCAUCAACGUCAUCGUCGCCUGCGACCCAGCCCUCUGUCUCUACUGCGGCUUCCACAAACAAGACAAGUACUAUGAGGUCGAGAAGCGAGUUUAG
This is a messenger RNA of Fusarium keratoplasticum, 219 nucleotides long. RefSeq lists its product as uncharacterized. Bases 1 to 219 code for a protein of 72 amino acids. The record is from RefSeq and is a predicted model, not a curated record. The transcript has a single exon. Lineage: Eukaryota; Fungi; Ascomycota; Sordariomycetes; Hypocreales; Nectriaceae.